Molecule: messenger RNA, 1342 nt
Organism: Colletes gigas
Lineage: Eukaryota; Metazoa; Arthropoda; Insecta; Hymenoptera; Colletidae
Exons: 4
Coding region: 446-1195 (249 amino acids)
Source: RefSeq, a predicted model, not a curated record
CCCCCUUAUUGGAGAACCUUAUACUAGCGUGCGCCAAGGAGAGUUCGCCGAAGAACAAAAUAAGUAUUUUAAAAUGUCUACGUAAACAAGUCAACCAAUUGACAACCAAUAAUUUGAUAGGGUUUGUUCCAACAACUGUUUCCUGUACAAUUAAGGAAUGCUGCAUCGUUUUUGCAAAGAUGUCUAACGCGGAAAGAACGUCGAUAUCUUAUGGAAACCAGGGAUACCCGUUAGAAAAAUAGAACACGUUACCCGUUGCACAGUUAUGACCGUACCGUCAUAAUUAUUCCGACAUUAUUUACUCGCGGAUUCCCAAUAUGCGAAAAAGGCAACGUGCGUUUGCACAUCGCGCGUACCCCUUCUCACCGACGAUCUAGUUCUGCUGAUAAAUAGCGCGUCGUACUCUUUAUAAGAUCCAAGAGAACAGGUGCAUCGCUAUCAGUUUAUGAAAACGCAGCAACACAAGCGCGACACGCAACUAUCCUCGACGAAUAUGAAAUCAUUAAUCGUCUUUUGUUUCCUCGCUGCGCUCUGCGUCUUGCAGGUAUCGGCUUACAACGAAUUGGAUCAGUUGAAUAGCCAGGCGAAACAAUCAAAGAAUAAUGUUAAUCGUAUCAUGAGGAGCGCACAGCUCAACAGAAACAAUCUAAGUAAUUCUAUAAAAAUGAAUUUGAGCAACCUGAAGAUCAACAGCAUGAUGAACAUAAACGAUUAUGUAAAUCCAACCCUUGAUAAAAUUCGUGCCGAAGUGAAUGCUGCUAAAGAAAAAGGAAUAGAUGCCGAACAGUGCUACAUUGACGCCAAAUAUAAGCUCGGGGUCAUCAGUCAGACAGGAUUUUCCGUCCUCCAGCAAUGCAAAACGAAUGCGGAAUCACUUUUAGAAGUGCAACUACGUGUGCUCGAGAAAAUAGAAGCGACUGGAAACGACUACCUCUACGAAUUGUCGUUUCUUUUCGGUAGCUGUUAUUCAUCAGAUAGCUUGGAAAUGCAAAACUGCAUCGCUCUCAAGCUAGGAAACAUCAACAAUUCUAUCAAAUCAUAUGAGAACGCGAUCAAUUCGCAGUUUCGCUAUACUGAAAAAACCGCGAGGCGAGCAGUCAUCGAGGCAAACUCCUGCAACAUCAAUGCCGUUUCGAAAGUCUACGCUGAUACCACUAACACGACAAUAAAUGCAUCCAGAUGCAUUGGGGGCUAAAGCAAAUAGCUGAUCUAACUUUUGACUAUGCAUCAAGUGAAAUAAAGCUCGCUCGCAUAAGUAAAUCGUUUGAUUUCAUUUCACCGUGCUAAAUCGUCUUACACCUCUCGCACUAAUCUACACCAUGCCUCGCGGAAACGAUAACGG